UUAUGGAUAAACGAACCGGAAAUCAACUGGAGGUCGGACAUGCAGCAGUUGCCAUCGGCGGAGGAAUCGAAAUUGGCGCUCCAGGCUAGGCUGGGAUUGUCACCAAGUGAUCAUCAGCGGACGCUGAAUCGCAUGGACAAGACUCCUUCAACGCCGCCUUCACACGAUGAUGGUGAUGCGAACGGUGACCUGAGCGGUGACGAGCAAAGCAUUAACAGUGACCACCAAAUAUCAUCAAGGCACGACGACGAUUCGAUGGAUUCGGAUAGAGAUGGGGCUUUAAACUUGGUGACGAGUGAAAAUGAAAUGGUAAAUAGGUCGUCUCCUAAUUCGCAGGUCACAAGUUCGAGUCCAGGUGUCGGUGCGACUUUGGCCGCGCUCAGCGGUUUAGGAGGACUUCUGGGCAAUCCUUUGAUGUUGAGCGGAUUGCAAGCCUUCCAAAACCCACCCAGUUUGCAGCAAUUACAACAACUCGCCAUGCUUCAACAAGGCCAUGGAAAUCAACUCAACACUCAAUUCUUCUUGCAAAAUCAGGGGUUUCUGCAAGGUUUUUCACGUCCAAGUAUGCCAGCUAGACCUCAGCACACAAUGCAGAUCGCCCAAGCCGCCCAACAGCUGCAGCAACUUCAGAAAGCGCAGCAACAACAACAACAGCAUCAGCAACAGCACCAAAAUUCUAACCAGCACAACACCAGUAUUCCAUCAAAUGGACAAGCCCCGCAAACACAGACCACCCCUCCAAAUAACGCGCACAUACCGGCAAGUCUGCUUACGCCGAGCACCCCAAGUUCCGGAGGCUUAACUCCGCAGCACAUGAAAACACAAUCGCGUCUCCUCGAACCUAGUCCCGAAGAAACCACAGACUUGGAGGAGCUCGAACAGUUUGCCAAGACAUUCAAGCAGAGACGGAUAAAGUUAGGUUUCACUCAGGGCGACGUCGGAUUAGCGAUGGGAAAAUUAUAUGGAAACGAUUUCUCUCAAACGACUAUAUCUCGUUUCGAAGCGCUCAACCUUAGCUUCAAAAACAUGUGCAAGCUGAAGCCGUUGCUGCAGAAGUGGCUCGAAGAUGCUGACAGUACUCUAACAAAUCCAGGAGCACUGAGCAACCCGAUGACUACUCCAGAAGCAAUUGGCAGGCGCCGCAAGAAGCGCACUUCCAUCGAAACAAGUGUCCGUGUUGCUCUCGAAAAAGCCUUCAUCCAGAACCCGAAACCGACCUCCGAGGAGAUAACCAUGUUGGCCGACGGUCUCUGCAUGGAAAAGGAAGUCGUGCGGGUUUGGUUCUGCAACAGGAGACAAAAAGAGAAAAGAAUCAAUCCACCUUCUGCAGCCAUGGGUUCACCCGUAUCUGUAGGUAACUCGAACGGUGCCAUGUUCGCAAUAAAUUCACUAGCCACUAGCCCGCUUUCCUUAGUAACCUCCAGCGGACACAAUUUUAAUCCGAACAUGAUGGUUAAACAGGAAUGACCUCACGUCAAUUUCUUCGCUGACCAUUAUAUCGACUAAAAAAAAAACACCCUCUACUAUUAAUUACUUUUUUAAGUGUUGUGCAAUGAACUUAAUCAUAUUUCCCGGUUAAAUAUAUGUUAUGUAAUAUGUUUAAUUAUUUCUUCUU
Nicrophorus vespilloides is the source of this 1615-nucleotide messenger RNA. RefSeq names its product protein nubbin-like. Lineage: Eukaryota; Metazoa; Arthropoda; Insecta; Coleoptera; Silphidae. The coding region runs from base 40 to 1467 and encodes 475 amino acids. The transcript has 6 exons. Gene Ontology annotation, biological process: regulation of transcription by RNA polymerase II. The record is from RefSeq and is a predicted model, not a curated record. Gene Ontology annotation, molecular function: RNA polymerase II cis-regulatory region sequence-specific DNA binding; DNA-binding transcription factor activity, RNA polymerase II-specific.